UUUAGAGGCUCUUCUAAAGAUUUGGGUUGGAAGUUUCGAGCUGCAUAUAUGGCCUCAACUGUGAAGGAGUAUGAACAGUAUUUAUCAUUGUUAGAUGCUGAAGAUGUUAGGAUGCGUGCAUGGCUUGAAAAAAUUGGAGGCCAGAAAUGGGCAAAAUGUUUGGCUGGACCAAGUCGAUUUAAUGUCAUGACCUCAAAUUGCGCUGAGUCAUUGAACAGCGUUAAUGUUUGUGCACGAGAAUACUGUGUGUCCAAACUUAUUGAUUUCUUGCGUGAAAGAAUGCAAGAAUGGUUUACCGAACGAAGGGAAAAAGCCGAAUCUACACAUACCAUAUUGUCUGAAAAAAAUGAAAAGGUUCUUGUUGCUUUACAAUUGGAAUCAAGGUGCAUGAAGGUGAAGCCAUCUUGUGCGUACGAGUUUGAGGUUAUUGAUAGAAAGUGUAGAUGCUUUGUUGUGAAUCUUAAUUCCAAAAGUUGUAGCUGUGGGCAAUUUCAAUUGGACCAUUUUGUUUGUGUGCAUGCUGUUGCUGCAAUUGGUUCUCGUCCGGGCUUAUCAUGUUACAAUUAUAUAUCUCCUUAUUACACACGUGAUAUGUUGUUGGCAACUUGGAGUGGUAUAAUGCACCCUAUUGGUGAUUCUGAAGAUUGGGUCAUUCCUUCUCAUAUUUCAAGUGUUCGUUGCAAGCCUCCUAGCUGUUUGAAGCGUCCACCUGGGCGUCCUAAAAAGUCAAGAAUUCCAUCAAUAGGAGAAUAUCGUGGUUCAAAGCACCGAAAGUGUUCUCGUUGCAAUGUUGUUGGCCAUAAUAAGAAGACUUGCUCUAAUGCUAUUCCGAUGGCCAAGAAUUGAUAGUUUUACACUUGUUUUCCCAGCUUUGGACAAGAUACAUCCUGUAAUUUUUUUACACUUAAUAAGUUGUACUCUACACUGUUUAGUAUUGAACACUAUUCUGCUUUUUAAAGCGAAGUGAUAUGUCAUUUGUUUUCUAUACAUCUUUGUUCUUG
This is a messenger RNA of Cuscuta epithymum, 1001 nucleotides long. NCBI's taxonomy places the organism in Eukaryota, Viridiplantae, Streptophyta, Magnoliopsida, Solanales, Convolvulaceae. The record is from the annotation of a GenBank genome assembly.